AUAGAUAUCAUAUCUCUCCUCCAUUCAAGAGGAUAUUUAUAUCGUGAUAUUAAACCAGAAAAUUUCCUUAUGGGAAUUAACAAAAAAUAUAGCACAAUCUACAUUAUUGAUUUUGGUUUAUCAAAAAAAUAUAAAGACAAAAAAACAGGUGAACAUAUUCCUUAUAAAGAAAAUAAAGGACUUAUUGGAACUGCCAGAUAUGUUAGUCUUAACACUCAUCUUGGAAUAGGUAUACUAUUUAAUUAAAAGGAAGAAUAAAGCAGAAGAGAUGAUAUGGAAUCUUUGGGAUAUUUGUGGUUAUAUUGUCUAAAAGGAUCUUUACCUUGGCAAGGACUAGAUGUAAAUAAUAGAGAAGAGAAAUAUGAAUUAAUUAAAACAAUCAAAUAAACAAUAUCAAUUGAAGAUCUAUGUCAUGGAUUACCAAAUGAAUUUAUUAAGUAUUUUCAACAUUGUAGACAACUUAAAUUUGAUGAAGAACCUGAUUACAAGAGGUUUAAAAUGUUAUUUAGGGAUUUAUUCUUUAAAUUAGAUUUCAUAUGGGAUUAUUAAUUUGACUGGAUAGAAUCACUUUAGCAAGAAUAAAUCUAAUCUAUAAUGCAUACAAAAUAUAGCAAGAAUUCUUUAUCCAGUCUUAAAGGAGGAAGUAAUUGAUUUUCAAUUAUUUAGGUUAAAUUCUGAAGACAGAUGAGGAAGAUGAGGUUUAAGAAAAAAUUGAAUUCAAAAUUGGAGGGGAUUCAUAAAUGAAUUAAAAGAAUGUUAAACCGAUGUUAAAUUUAGAUAAAUUAAUAAGCAAGCCGAAUUUAUUUGAAAGUAUCUUCAAAUGAUUAUAAUAUUAAAUUGAUAAAUUAU
This is a messenger RNA of Paramecium primaurelia, 849 nucleotides long. Lineage: Eukaryota; Ciliophora; Oligohymenophorea; Peniculida; Parameciidae. The record is from the annotation of a GenBank genome assembly.